Molecule: messenger RNA, 4129 nt
Organism: Malaya genurostris
Lineage: Eukaryota; Metazoa; Arthropoda; Insecta; Diptera; Culicidae
Product: phospholipase A1 3-like
Exons: 8
Coding region: 363-1682 (439 amino acids)
Molecular function (GO): lipase activity
Source: RefSeq, a predicted model, not a curated record
GGCAAGAUCAAGUUCAAGUUCAAUUAGUCGAAGGUGAUUUGUCAUCGUUGCAGCAGCCGAAAAGUUCAUUGUUCGCGAGUGUUGCUUCUGUUGUACUGAAUUAGAAAAGUGCGAUAACAAAGAGAGAUAAAGUUGAUAGUUUGCAUUGAUACUUCUAAAGGUGCUGAUAGAGCUUAGUUGAAGUUAGUUUCAAGCAUACCUAGAAGUUCCACACAAGCGUCGGAUCGGAAAGUGCUAGAACAAUAUACAGAGCUUAUUGAGUACUCUUGUCCGAGAUAAACAUACGAAAUGCCAAAGAAAACCAGUCUACAUCACAAGUAGUCAGAGCAAACAAACAAACGAAAAAAAAAAAUUCCCGAACCAUGACACGACCGGUUGGCCCUAGCAGAACCAGUACAAUUCUCCGACACCGAAGCUGCAUAUUUUCCGUCACCAGCAUAAUCACACAUGUUUUCCACCCAGCGGUGGCAGCAGUCGUACUUGCAUCGGUGUUUGGAAUGCUGCUGACCGGCAUGGAAGGUGCAUAUGCGAUGUCCGGUUACGGUGCUGGUGGUGCAAAAGUUAGCGUAGUGAAAUCUAUCAAAGGAGAUUCUUUAGUUCUGAAGACGAAAUAUGACUCUAAACUGCACAAAUCGAAAGUGUACAAGCCAGAAAUAUUCAAAACUAAUCGACAGGAAGGAUUUCUGGAAUAUUUCCCUUCCGAAGCGUUGGAUCAGGAUGAAUUGUUAGCUAAUCGAUUGGGAAUGGUUCUUGGGGCUUUUGGAAAUACGCUAUCGCAGAUUUUCUUCGGUACGGACGAGGUACGGUCGGAGGUUACCUUUUGGUGCUCAAAUUCAGAUCACUUAAAUUACAUGCAGGUGUUUGUGAAUGACUUAAAUGUGCAUCACAAAAUAGACGUCGCCAAACCAACCAUGUUUCUCACUCACGGUUGGACGGAUAACGUCAACAGAACUUGGGUGAGAGAAAUCGUCAGCGAUUACAUCCAUCACAAUGGCGGUAACAUUUGUGCAGUAGACUGGAGUCACUUGGCGCUGGUGGAAUACAAUCUGGCGGCCAGAAAUACAUGGAAGGUUGGGCGGUACCUGGCCAAAUUUAUACAGUUCCUACUUGCGGAGGGUCUCACCAUUGAACAGGUUACAUUAGUUGGUCAUAGUAUGGGAGCCCACAUUUCCGGAAUAGCUGGAGCAGCACUGGAAGGCAAGGUACCGAUGAUUAUUGGCUUGGACCCGGCAGGACCGUCGUUCACAAAACCUUCACUCGUGCCCAGUAAGAAGCGGCUGGAUAAGAGCGAUGCAUUGUUUGUGCAGGCUAUUCACACCGACAAAAACAUUAUAGGAACGUCGACUAAUGUCGGACAUCAGGAUUUCUAUACGAACAGCGGUGCCAGUCCACAGCCAGGGUGCGAGUUUCCGCUGGUUAAUAAUGAUACUACAAAGGCGUACCUGCAAUUCAUCUGCAGCCACUUCAAAGCUGUCGAGUACUUUCGAGCCUCGCUAAAUCGGCAGAACAUUUUCCUAGGAACGAAUUGCACCUCCUACUACUACUACCGAAAGGGAGAGUGCGCCAACAAUACGCGUGCCGAGUUUGGACUGUACAACAGUAAACUAGCUUUUGGCCCGCUGUUCAUCUCCAUAGACAAAACCGUGUAUCCGUAUGCUAAGUCAAUAGCUAGAAAUAGAUGAAGGUUCGUUUUUCUACUCCGUAUGUGGAUGGAGAUUUUCGGUGAAUUUCAUUUGUAGAGAAACUUCAUGUUAAUCCCCCAGAGAAGAAAAGCAGCAACUGCAACUAUUAAAAGGCGUUAGAAUGUUGAACCGGUUUGCCUAUGCUUGGCUUUGUUGAACCCGACGGCGAUGAUUUAUUAAUGGAGAAAAUUACUUCCUGCUUCGGAUUUUGUAGCUCUCAGUGGCGUUCCGUUCUGGGACUGACUCUAUAUAGUCUGACGUUAGACAGCGACUACCGCCUUACAUUCCUUUUACCAACGAACGGCAGUGGGAAAAUUGGAGCGGAAGUGUGUUAUCAUGGUCUAUUAUCGUGUUUGGAUGAUGUAAGCCGAGUGUUUGGCCAUUCGAGGACGAAAAGGACACUGAAGAGUGCCUUGUGAAGUGCGUAUAAUUAAUACAGGUUUCCGAAGUGUGGUCUGGAAGAUUAAUGUAUUUACUAGAAAUUUGAGGUGGGAUGAAACAUUUCUUAGGAUAGUUACUUACGAUGGUUUGUGGAUGAAUGUCGGUAGAUGUUUGACACAGUAAAUUAGCUAUUGUUUCUUUGAUUCAGUCAAUAUUUUUCGAUCGUGACGGCCAUAAAUCUUUCCUACCAGACAGUCAUAACAAACGCCUACAUUGUUUUACCUGCUUUCCGAUCAGAAGUGAACUUGCAAGCUCCCUCCCUUAAGCGCUUGCAGAGUAAGGAAAACGAAAGAAAGCCACCCGCCGGACGAUAAAUCUUGUGCCAAACUAUAAAUAAUAAACAGUUUAUAACUAAAGUUGUUCUUACCGCGUAGUUUAUUUUCGCAAGCGAGAGUUUACCUUUUCAUAGUGGUUCACAUGGCGAACCAAUUUGGCUACUAUCGUGUAAUGCAGAUUUCAGUGUUAACAAAAUUUAAAGAAGCAAAUAUUAAUACAAUGUGGCAUGGAUAAAUGAGAUCAUUUGCUUAGUUAGUUUAAAAUUAAAUUUGAAUCGUAAUGGAGCAGCUCAAAGUUUGGAUUUUGUAAUACAAAAACAUUGACUUAACCUAUAAUCCCACGGCAAACUGUCAUACCUUAUUAUGUUUUGACGUUGGUCAAAGUCUUUUUGUUCUACACUCACCUGGGUGCAUUUUCAAAAUUUGUCACUUCGAGAGAGUUACGAAUUUUUUUUUCAGAUUAUUUUCCCUGUUUGUGUGCUUUCUUUAAUUAUUUCACUAGGAUUUAGUUUAUAAUAAUCCAUGAACGGAGACACAUCGUGUACGCAGACCGCCAUCUACGUUAAGAGAAUGAAACCACAUUCUAACAGACAUGACACCAUAAGUGAAUUCUUCUAAAAAUAAAUUUUCUUGGGGCACUAGUUCCACCUAUAUUGAACUGCGCGAACUAUUUACUGUCGGUACACCCCUUGCGUAAUGUAAAAAUUUUUAAACUGGUUGGUUAAACUUGUAGUCAUCUAGGCUAUUUUUAAUCUUGUUGAUAAUUUUCACCCGAAAUUAAGUGGCGGCAGGCCAGAAGCAAGUAAGUAUCGUAACAAAACAUGGGUUCGAUUUUUUAUUGCGUUGAGAAUAAGGCACAACUCUGUAUUUAGUUUUGGCAAUAUGUAUUACAUCUGUAUCCUCCAUUAAAACAGCAUGAACGAAUACAAAUCAGUACAUUACAGAUAAUUCUGUAUGAAUGGCAACUCUGUUGUUAAAUGAAAGAAAUAAACAUAGUCUAUAUGACAGACUGAUUGUUUUCGAUAGGGUAGCGUGGCGCCAUCAUGACAUAUGCGAGUACUGUCCCAGCCAAAGGAAUAUUCAAAUGACCGUUAAAACGAUUAAAGAAUCCAUGUUGAGUGUCUUGUUUGUUAGUCUGUGAUGAAACUAAGCCCAGCAUUAUUCAACUGGUGUUUCGCGUUCAAGAAAAAUAUCAAUAUGAAUGUAUCCAUUCCAUUAAACUGCCACCAAAACCCUUCGAGCUUAGCAGUUUGUAAUUUGAUGGUUUAUUUUGUCAAAUGUCGCCGAAAAAUCUGCGUAGAAAGCGAAUCCUAAUGAAUCCGUGUUGAGUUAUAGAUAUGUAGUCGUUGCAAUCAUUAGUUAUAAAAUCGAGAACGAUUAUUCCGAAUAACUUGGAGCUAUUCCACUGUGGUUUGUAAUAUCAGAUUGUUACCUUUCUUGAAAACCGGAAAAAUCAUGAACAUUUCAUAUGGUCGCAUAAAUCAAGGAGAGUUUCUCUUUGUUUACUUUCUCUUCUGUUAAUAGCUCCGUAAUUUUAUAUACUACUCACCUUAGGAUAAAAUGGUCAAAGUGGAAAUAUCACUAAGUGGAAAUCACAAAUGGAAAGAACACUUUGAGAAAGGGCACUGUGAUAACUUUGUUGAUCUAAACAGUUUAGUAGUCUUGUAAGAACUGACUCGAUCUUGGUCGUGCAACUUUAUUUUGUGAACGUUUCUAAAUCGUUUCGUGUUG